Messenger RNA from Hypomesus transpacificus, 5109 nucleotides. RefSeq names its product multiple EGF-like-domains 6a (gene megf6a). The transcript is spliced from 34 exons. NCBI's taxonomy places the organism in Eukaryota, Metazoa, Chordata, Actinopteri, Osmeriformes, Osmeridae. Gene Ontology annotation, molecular function: calcium ion binding. The coding region runs from base 198 to 4610 and encodes 1470 amino acids. The record is from RefSeq and is a predicted model, not a curated record.
AGCAUGUCUGUCAAAGCUAAGAGAGAACAACUGAGGGAGACUUGGUAAAUCGACCUGAAGUGCCAAAGAAAAUUGUGUUAUUACCGUGCACAGACUGGUCUCUGGCCUUGUGAUUAUCCUUCUCAAACAAACUAUGGACAGUCCUGCAAAGGUUUAGAUUUUCAUGCAUUAUUUUUAAACAUUGUAGCAGAGUGACCAUGACCUACAUUGGAUGGUUCUUGCUACUUUCAGUGGGCUUGUUGAGUCAAAGUAGCCCAUGUUUGGGAGCCAAUGGACUGAACAGAUACAGAUACAACCACAGGAACUGCUAUACCUGCUUCUAUGGACACAAUAGCUACAAUGUGGGAGAUACUGGUUCAGAUGUUGACGAAUGUCAGGUCCAUAAUGGGGGAUGCCAGCACCGUUGUGUGAACACCAGAGCUUCUUACUACUGUGUGUGCAACCCAGGCACCCGACUGCAUAAUGAUGGACGAACCUGCAUUGCCGUCCUCUCUUGUGCCAUCAACAAUGGGGGUUGUGAGCAGGACUGUAUCCAGCUGUCCCAGGCUCACUACCAGUGUCGCUGUAGACCCAACUACCAACUCACAGAGGAUGGCAAGAACUGCAAGCUGAGAAGUCCUUGUGCAGAAAGGAAUGGAGGCUGCCUGCAAACAUGCAGGAACAUUGGAGGGCGAGCUCAGUGUGACUGUCGUCCUGGUUACCUACUGGGCCAGGAUGGUAAAAACUGCCAAGACAUUGAUGAGUGUGAGACAAGCCAAGCUGCCUGUGCCCACAGUUGCCACAACAACCAUGGUUCCUUCACCUGUCUCUGCAACCCAGGGUACGAGCUAGGAUCAGAUGGGAGGAAAUGCUACCGCAUUGAGAUGGAGAUCAUCAACAGCUGUGAGAACAGAAAUGGAGGAUGUUCUCAUCAGUGUCAGCACUCUACUGUCGGAGCUGUCUGUAGCUGUAACCAUGGAUACCACCUAGCCGAAGACCUGAAGACCUGUGUGGACUUGAAUGAGUGUGAUGCAGGAACCUCAUGCUGUGAGCAGGACUGCACCAACUAUCCGGGGGGUUAUGAGUGCUACUGCAGGGCUGGUUACCGUCUCAACUCUGAUGGAUGUGGCUGUGAUGAUGUGGACGAGUGUCUGGUGGACAAUGGAGGCUGUGAGCACACCUGCCAAAACACAGCUGGAUCUUUCCAGUGCUUCUGUCGUCUAGGACACCGUCUUGACGAGGACAGAAUGUCCUGUGUUUCCCUGCAGGAGGCAGUAGAGGUUUUAGGGUGGAGUGGCCGCCUGGCUGUGGAGCGCCCCCUGCCCCGGAUCACCUUGCUGAGGGACUUUGUCGUGCAGCCCCUGGAGCGCUACGUUGACUACGAGGAAGACAGCCUGGGAGAGCUGCGGGCCCAGAGCACUCUCACAGAGACCUUUGUUUGCUUGAAUGAAACCUUCGGCCCUGACUGCAGCUUGUCGUGUGAGGACUGUUCUAAAGAAGGAGUGUGUAAUCUGGAAGAGGGAAGGUGUGACUGCCCUGAUGGGUGGACAGGGAUUGUCUGCAACCAAACUUGUCCCGAGGGCACGUUUGGCAGGAACUGUUCCUUCAAGUGUAAGUGUAAGAAUGGUGCCAGCUGCAACCCUCUGACCGGGCACUGCCACUGCCCACCUGGCAUCAGUGGGGACAUGUGCCAGGAUGGAUGCCCCAAGGGUCUGUAUGGGAAACAGUGCAAUAAGAAGUGUAAUUGUGCCAACAAUGGGCGCUGCCACCGCACCUACGGGGCCUGUCUGUGUGACCCAGGACUCUAUGGGCGCUUCUGUCACCUACCUUGUCCCAAGUGGUCAUACGGCCCAGGCUGCUCUGAGGAAUGCCAGUGUGUCCAGCAGAACAGCCUAGAAUGCCACCGGCGCCACGGGGCCUGCAUCUGCAGACCAGGCUUCCAGGGCAAGAGGUGCCAGGAGGAAUGUGAGAGAGGCUACUAUGGCCUGGACUGCAAGAAGACCUGCCUCUGUCCAUCAGGAGUGACCUGCGAUCAUGUGACAGGGGAAUGUAGGCCCCUGUGCCAAGCGGGGUUCCAUGGAGAUAACUGUGCUCUAGAAUGUCCACAGGGUCGAUAUGGAUCUGGAUGUAACCAUCCCUGUGAGUGCUCUGGGGCCCUGUGUGACAAGGUAACAGGGCGGUGUCACUGUCCACCAGGGCUCACAGGACAGCACUGUCAGAUGGAGUGUGAGGAGGGCCAGUGGGGGCUUGGCUGUGCUGAGUCCUGUCCUAAUUGCCUGCAUGGGGGAGUGUGUGACAAAUACAAUGGAACAUGUCAAUGCCAACCUGGGUACAUUGGCACCCUGUGUCAGACUGUGUGCCCAGCUAGUAGAUUUGGCCAUGGAUGCCAGUUGCGAUGUCUGUGUGAGAAUGGUGGGCGCUGUCACUCAGUGACUGGACGCUGUGUCUGCACUGAGGGCUGGACUGGACCCAGAUGUAGCAGAGCAUGUAAAGCAGGUCGCUGGGGGAGGGGCUGUGCCAACGUGUGUGAGUGCCAGAGCAGUGAUGGGAGCUGUGACCCAAUCACUGGCCAGUGUGGCUGUGAGGCGGGCUACACAGGACCACGCUGUCAACAGAAAUGCCCAGAAGGCUCCUUUGGUUUGGCCUGCAGACACAAGUGCCAGUGUGCCAACCUGGCUGCCUGUGAGCAUGUGAGUGGAGCCUGCACCUGCCUAUCUGGCUGGACUGGCACCUACUGUGAAAAACAAUGUCCCGAUGGCUUCUAUGGGAUGGAGUGUGAGCAGAAGUGUGAGUGUUUGAACGGAGGGUCAUGUGAUCACCUCACAGGAUCCUGCAUCUGCCCGGCUGGCUGGGUCGGACCACAAUGCAACACCACAUGCCAGGAAGGGCGGUUUGGCCAAGAGUGUAACCUCACCUGUCAGUGCCACAACGAUGCCAGAUGUGACCCUGUCAGUGGGCAGUGCCAGUGUCUACCAGGCUGGACCGGCUCAAGGUGUGACAGAGAGUGUCCAUCCGGCCUCUAUGGGGCGGACUGUGUGCUGCAGUGCUUGUGCCAACAUGGAGGGUCAUGUGACCGGUUCUCUGGGCGCUGUUCCUGUCUCGCUGGGUGGACAGGGGUGGCAUGUGAGCGAGAGUGUGCACACGGCUGGUUUGGCAGGGACUGUGCACAGCCGUGUGAGUGUGUGAAUCAGGGGGUAUGUGACCGUCGAACUGGAGCUUGUAGCUGCCCUCCUGGUUAUGUGGGGAAGCACUGUCAGAAAGAGUGUGCGGCAGGACAGUUUGGUUCUGGGUGUGAGGACCGAUGUAGAUGCGCCCAUGGUGCCCCAUGUGACCAUAUUUCCGGAGUGUGUGUUUGUCCUCCUGGCUGGAGAGGACCAACAUGUGACAGAGCGUGUCUGCCUGGCUCCUAUGGUAAGGACUGUGCGCAACACUGUGACUGUCCUCAUGGUACUUCCUGUAACCAUGUGACCGGCAAGUGUGGCUGUCCCGCUGGCUUCACUGGCAACGGCUGUGAGCAAACAUGCAAGCCUGGCACAUAUGGUCUGAACUGUAACCAGGUGUGCCAGUGUUCUGGUGCCAACCAGCUGUGCCACCCUGUCAUGGGUCUCUGCUACUGUGCACCCGGCUUCCAUGGCAACAACUGUGAUCAAGAGUGUGAGGAUGGGCAGUAUGGGCCAAACUGUGAGCGCUCAUGCCAGUGUCAACACCAGGGCUUGUGCCAAACCACCACUGGCACCUGUCAGUGCCCACCUGGAUACAUAGGAGCAGACUGCAAUACUACAUGCCCCGCCGGCCGCUAUGGACAGGACUGUGUCCGGGUUGCACUCUGUGGUGAGGGGGCAGGCUGUGACCCAGUGACCGGCAGGUGUGUGUGCGAGGCUGGCCAAAGAGGAGAAGACUGUGGGCAGGGCUGUGCUCGAGGCUGGUUUGGGAAGGACUGUGCCCAGCGUUGCAUCUGCAAUAACGGGGGGGUGUGUGACCCUGUAUCUGGGGUGUGUACCUGUGGAUUGGGCUGGACUGGACUGAACUGUGAAAAAGUAUGUUCUCCUGGGAGAUAUGGAGCCAACUGUAGCCAACAAUGCAGUUGUCAAAACAACGGGACGUGUGACAGAGUCACAGGAGAGUGUCGGUGUGACCCUGGAUACUAUGGCUACCUGUGUGAACAUGCCUGCCCAGCAGGUUUCCAUGGUCCCCGCUGCCAGCGUCACUGUAACUGCAGAGGUCGUGCUUUUUGCGACCCGAGAACAGGACUGUGUCUUUGCCCCCCCGGUUACCAUGGAUACCACUGUGAGCAGGAAUGUGACCAAGGCCACUUUGGAGUGGGCUGUAGCCAGUCAUGUGACUGUGACGGGGACACACCAUGUGACCCUGUAAGUGGCAAGUGUCUGUGUCCACCAGGAAAGAUGGGCGUGCGCUGUGACACAAGUUGUGCUGCGAACCGGUAUGGUCCAAACUGUACAGAGACAUGUGAGUGUCGAAACGGAGCACAGUGUGACUCCAGGAACGGCCGCUGUACCUGCCUGGGAGGCUGGGUAGGCAAUGCCUGUCAGGAGGGCGGACCAUUUACUUCUCCAAUACAGCCCCGUAUAAACCGAAUAUGGAAUUACACACAUAGUCUGUCUUCUGUAUAGCACCUUCUACUGGCCAAAAACAGAUACAUAACAGAUUGGGGCUCACUCCUCAAGGUUAUAGAGCCCCAAAACGAGAUGAAGUUAACUACAAACAACUGCAGAAUUAGAGUUGUCGUGGGAGUCAUGCACCAUGUUGUGACCAACCAAAGACCAGUAGGUGUCACCAGAGAGAGAAUAUGAACACAGACAUGGAUGGCAGUGGAUACAAAAUUCUUAAUGUUCCCCAUGUCACAUGUUGUUCAUUCACGUGUAAUGUAACAGGGUUAACUCUCAUUGAUUAUCAGAGAGUUACUGAAAAAAACUAGAGAGCCUUUGUCAACAGACCACUUCCUGGGUACCAGCUGGACAUGGGGGAGUACUGUAUGAUUUCAGGAAAUAAUUAUACAGUGUGUCCUCAAACUUCAUAAAGGACACAAGAAGACUGUGGUUCUAAUAGUAAUUUACUGUAAAAUGCACAUUUUAGCUUUACCGUUGUUAUUAAAUAUGUUGUUUUUUUCAU